AGCGUGAGAGGCUCCACGCACGGGCGAGCAGCGUGCGGUGACCGUCACUGAGUUGUGCAGCGUGCAGCAGCGUUAUCAAUACGGAAACCUGGACUGCUUCCUUAGAAAGGGCUCUCCAGCAGAGGGCACAGGGAAAUUUGAUGCAGGCCCUGCACGUCCACCCUGUCGGCGCACUGUAUCUGCUGUGCGAGUAACGCCUUUGAGGAUCAUGAAGAGUUCACCUGAUCUCAUGCCUACUGAAUUGGACCCUACCCGUGUUUGCAAGGGCAAGGGUGCUGUUACUUUGAGGGCCACCCUAGUGCACAUCGAUGAUGAGGACGGCACGGGCCAAGAGCUGUCCAUGAACUCUGCCAAAAGUGGAUGGCUUGGUGCGGUCAAUGGAGAUGCCACAGAAACAAGUCUGGCUGAGAGAAGUGUAAACAACACCGGAGCUGAUUUAAAUUCAACUCAAGUCAAUGAGACACCAACAAAGGUGGACUCACCUGUAAGUGAGAGUCAGUCUCAGCUCACAUCCUGCCUUGAUCAACCGCGUACUAUUACAUCAUCGGCCAAAGUGUCCUCUUCAUAUCCCCCCACCAGCAGUGUGAACCCAACAAUCGUCUUGCUGCAGCGCAGCAGAGAAGCUUUUGCGGAGCAGGGCAUUGGCCCUAAUCGGAGCCCUGCCAUCAGCCAGAAUAGAUCUUCCUCUGAGAGUCCAGCAAACAUGGAAGGAAAGACAAUGAGACUGUCUGAAUAUUCAGCUGUCCAGGCACCCAGAGUCCCAGUACGGAACACAGAGCUAUCAAAGGACUGGUAUAGAAAUAUGUUCAAACAGAUUCACAAAGUCCCAGAGCCUGUCGAAGAAAAUCCAUACCGUCCCACCUACAUAUUUCCAGAGAGCAAUGACAGGCCAUUGAGAACCAGAGAUGACAGGCCGACACAUGGUGUUGAGGAUGUGCGGCCAGUCCCUCGCUCCAAGAGUGCAGUAGACAUGGGAAGCUCAAGAGGACAGCUGCCUGUGCCAACACGCACAUCUUCCCUAAAACCUCAGAGGAAUGAGUGGGAGCCCCCUGACAAGAAAGUAGACACCAGGAAGUACCGCGCCGAGCCCAAGAGCAUAUUUGAGUACGAGCCAGGAAAGUCUUCAGUGCUGAAGCUGGAGAGACCGACUCAGGACUUAAGUCCAGAAGAUGUAGAUUUAGAGAAUGAGCCUUGGUAUAGGUUCUUUUCUGAGAUGGAUUUUGGCAAAGCGAGUGCCCCCUCUUUCAGCCCAUUGGAAACAUCUUCCGACCUACAGCAAUACUCAACCUGUAAAGCAGGCGACAGUGAAGCAGAGAAGGACAGCUUGUCUGCCAGUGGGCAGGCAGCUUCAGAAUGUGAUCGGCACGUUUACAAGAGUGUCCUGGAGGGCGGCGACAUCCCACUGCAGGGCCUGAGAGCGUUAAACAAGCGCCAUCCCAGCACUUCUUCUAAAGUGGAUUAUAAAGGUGGGAAUGGCUGUAUGAUUUCACCCUGCUCUUCUGUAAAUACUCACUCAGUUCUUGCCACUAAUGCACUAGCUUCUCAAUAUAAGACUAAAAAGUCCUUGUCCGCCGCCAAAGCCUGCAUCCCUCAAAUCCUUCCCUCCAAGUUUAAGCCCAAGCUAUCACCCUCUACCGAUGAGAGCCUGGAAAGACGGACCGAGCCUACACAACAGCGGCCCAAAGCACACAGCUGUGAGGAUCUGCAUCCGAAGGUCUGUGGCUCACAAAAUGGAGAUACGCAGGAUGCCGAUCACAGGUUAAAUUCAGCUUGCAUGGGUAAUGGUUCACCUGAGAGCAGGAACCUUCAUAAAAAUGGACCUGUUAUGGGAUCUGUGAGGAGCACAGCUGAGUUCUCUGCCCUCUAUCGAAACAUGCACAAAAUUCAGAGGCCGAGCUCCUUGGGCUCUAGCCCCCACGGUAGUGUCCGCUGCCUGGCUUCCUUUUUUGAGAAACCGGGGGACGACAUUACCCUGGAGAGGACUGAGAUCAUCCCCCGGGAUUCUGUUACUUUUCGGGUGAUGGAGUUUGAGCGUAUCAUUCAGCGUUCGAACUGCGCGCCCACUCGCUCCGCCUCGAUGCCCAUUCUCCCUAGUAACCCAAGCCCUUCCCACAGCCCUGUGCCGACCUGCUUUCUCCAGUCUGCUCUGUCAGCUGAGACUCUAGUCAUACCAGAGCCCGCACAUACUGAGGACUGUCCAACCAUGAAUACAGAGGCCCAAACACCCAACGAGGAAGCUUCUGUGUCAGACGAGUGCCUGAACACCUCAAGAAAAUUGGAAAACGAGGGCAAAUCGGAGGAGAAAAACAGUUGCAUUCAUGAUGCUGCCAAAGAGACGCCCUCCAGCAGUACCUCAGAACCCACAGGUCACCAUCACCAUGAUCACUUCCCCUUCCACACCAAACAAAGCAAGUGUAAAGGCACCUGCCCCGCUUCCUACACACGUUUCACCACAAUCCUCAGGCACGAGCGGCAACAGGCCAACACCCUGCAGGAGAAGAGGUGUGCUCCCCCAAGAAACUUGCUUCUGAUGGGACCAGCCCCUUUCUCCUUACGGAGGUCGCUACACAGUCAACAGGCCAAAAAGACUAGCACUCUUUCCGCCAUGAAGCCCAUGGCCGGAGACCUCUUCUCGGCCAGGCCAAAGCCUGUGAUUCCUCAACGGCUGUCCUCUUUGGAAGUGCUGGAGAGGCUCAGUAACGGAGAGAGCUCUCCCUGUGAGGGGUGCAACUCGGAUGACCUCAUGGAUGUGGAGGGCUCAGAAGCCAGUAAAGAUCACUCUGAAGACUCCGAAUCCUCACAUCCAUUAAGCCAGGGAGACCAUGGAGAGAACACAGACGAGGCUGUCCGGAAACGCUAUGGAGAUAAAGAGAAAAUUCUGGAAGAGCAGAGACGGUUAAAGCGAGAACAGGAAGAGGCAGAUACAGCUGCUCGGAGACACGCUGGGCUGGUUGUGACUCAUCAGCAGUUCAUUACGAAUGAUCGCUUUGGCGACCUGCUGGUUAUUAAUGAGAAAGAGAAGAGAAAAACCAUAGAGAGAACUCCUGCUCUGGCACGAUUUGACUUCAGAGCAGAAAGUUUAAAGGAACUACCAUUUCAAAAGGGAGAUAUUGUAUACAUCUACCGGCAAGUUGAUCAGAACUGGUUUGAGGGAGAGCAUCAUGGGAGAGUUGGAAUAUUUCCACGCAGCUACGUUGAGCUCUUGCCGCCAACAGAAAAGGCUCAGCCCCAAAAAAGUGCUCCAGUCCAGGUGUUGGAAUAUGGAGAGGCUAUUGCUCGAUUUAAUUUCACUGGUGACACUGCUGUUGAAAUGUCUUUCAGAAAGGGGGAGCGAAUAACACUAAUUCGCAGAGUAGAUGAGAACUGGUAUGAAGGCAAAAUUUCUGGCACUAACCGGCAGGGCAUCUUCCCGGUCACCUAUAUAGAGGUGCACAAGAGACCCAGAGUGAAGAAUGGAGUGGACUACCCUGAUCCCCCUAUCAGCCAAUCACCUCAUCGGAGCACUAAUGCCUCUCCACAGCCCAUUCGUAAUCGGCUCACCACCUCCCCUCUCCCUCUCCCCCGGUCUCCCCGCCGCUCAAUCUCUCCCGAGGUCCAUGCAAUCUCCAACGAGUGGAUUUCUCUCACUGUGGGCGGAGUCAGCAGCAGCCCCCCAGCCGCACCCACUCCGCCCCUCCCCCCUCUGCCAAGCACUUCAUACCGCUUAGGCGAAUAUCUGCCCCCUUCCAUGUCAGCCAGUCCUGUGCCUCCCAUCAGCGGCAGCCCCUACUGCAUCUCCCCCAUGGCUUCUCCCUCCUCGUCUCCUUUACCCCCACCCUAUCCACCCCGCCCCUGCUCGGCCACCCCGUUCCUCACCUUCACUCCACCUCAAGGCGAGGACUUCCUUCUUUCUCCACCAUCUCCCCGCCUCUCCCGCAGCCUGAGUCCCUGUGGGGGUGCUGGGCUUGAGGGUUGGCUUACUAGGGGCAACAGGCUGGAUCAAGAGUUUCAGGAAGGGGAUGGGGCUGAAAUAGACAGGGCUGGAAGCCUUCGCAAGGCUCCUUACAGCAGGAACAAUAGCCCAGCAGAGCCAUUAAGAAAUGAUGUAGAAUAUUACGGGCGAUCUUCAAGAAGUCCUGUCAUGCUGUUUGACAUCCAAGACAACAACAUGAAUGCCAAUUCAUUCACGGAGGCAGUGUGUAAUGAGAUCAUGAAUAUUGCAGAGACCUCAGUGAGGUACUGCAGCACUUUGUCACGCCCUAUAGACUCCGCCCACCGACUCCUGCCUCCUCCCAGUAAACACUCUCUCAUCAUUUCCCAGCAACCCCUGUCCCAGAGCAGCAGUCCUGAGCCUGGACGCAUGAGCUGUGGGAUAUUUCAGGCUCUGUACAAUUAUAUGCCUCAGAAUGACGACGAGCUGGAGCUACAGGAAGGAGACUUGGUCAAUGUCAUGGAGAAAUGUGAUGAUGGCUGGUUUGUGGGUACAUCUAAGAGGACGAAACAGUUCGGAACGUUCCCGGGAAAUUAUGUAAAAGCUGUUAAUUUGUGACAUGAUACAGUUAUGAAGAGAUUCUAGCACUAUGCUUAAGCAGCCUGACCUGUUUGGGACACUCUACCUGUUGACAUCAAAUGAAGACUUUUCCUCCCCUCCAAAAUUUGCUCUUUCCGAGAUGAAUGUCCAGGUAUGUGAUCAGUAAGGUGUGCGGCAUGUCAGCGAAGAACAUGCAGUUCAACUGUACUACAGUGGCAGCAUUUAUUGAAUCACUGAAGGAACAAUGAAGGUCUUUACCAGUUUUUUUCACAUUGUUUUUGCUUUUUGAAAAUGCUCAGAUUCAGCUAAAAGCCAUUAAUAUAAAAUAUCAGACUGGGAAAAGGUGUUUAAGUUUACAGCUGCGAAUUGUACUUUAGUACAGCGCAAAAUACUUUAACUUCAUCACAUACCUGACAUUACUGAAAAACAUGAAAUUCUACAAUUUAUUUUUGCUAUGGACUUUCAGUGUGGCCGUAAGAGACGACAGUUUAUUGAAAGCACCAGAAGGUGUCUGUGUUAAGGGUUACAGGUCUGAGAAACUGUGAAAGGAUCCUAGAAGUUAGGUUUAGCCAUUUUAAAAAGUGUUUAUAUUACCAUUUACACUCCCAUUACAUUUAAAAAUGAAAUUCUGAUUUAUGGAAUACUCUUAUAAAGAGUAUGAUUUCAGUUUCUAUUUCAAUGAGACAGCAACAUUAGUAUUUGCAAAGCCAUUUGUAGACAUCAAAAUGAUGUAAAUGUUGAGGUUAGUGUUAG
Molecule: messenger RNA, 5263 nt
Organism: Megalobrama amblycephala (Wuchang bream)
Lineage: Eukaryota; Metazoa; Chordata; Actinopteri; Cypriniformes; Xenocyprididae
Product: sorbin and SH3 domain-containing protein 1
Exons: 27
Coding region: 209-4528 (1439 amino acids)
Biological process (GO): cell-substrate adhesion
Cellular component (GO): cytoplasm; nucleus; cell-substrate junction
Molecular function (GO): protein binding
Source: RefSeq, a predicted model, not a curated record